Messenger RNA from Diachasma alloeum, 5359 nucleotides. Its product is annotated as probable multidrug resistance-associated protein lethal(2)03659. Gene Ontology annotation, cellular component: membrane. Gene Ontology annotation, biological process: transmembrane transport. The record is from RefSeq and is a predicted model, not a curated record. Lineage: Eukaryota; Metazoa; Arthropoda; Insecta; Hymenoptera; Braconidae. Gene Ontology annotation, molecular function: ATP binding; ABC-type transporter activity; ATP hydrolysis activity. The coding region runs from base 553 to 4695 and encodes 1380 amino acids. The transcript has 5 exons.
UCUCACGCACUGUGUCGCCCAUUCCCGCGCCCCAGGCGCACUCUUCCCAUCCAAAUGACUCCAUCAGAAACUCAUUAAAAUCAAAUUACCCAUCAGACGAUAUUCCACAAUCACAUGUUCACAGUCAAAUAAAAUUUUCACGUCUCCAAUGAGUGAUUCUAAUUGAAUAAAUGAGUGAAGCGCCGACGAGAUAAGAUUCCGUUGAAUAAGUGGAUAUCCCCCGGAGGUAGACAGACCCGCAACACACGAACUCAACGGACACUCGGAGUGACGAUCACCCAGCGGCGUGAUGUGAAUUGAGUCCCUGCAUCGUAUUAAUAAGUCAUGGCUGCAACCAUAAUAAUCGGAUGAAUCCAAUGGAAGUGUUUGCAUUUUCUUGUGCCUCAUGCGUGAUAAGAUACAUACAUUGGACGAGAAUAUUAUUGAUGAGUUAUCGGGUGUUAAUGCCCCUAAUAAUUUAGAGUCGGAUUGUGUUGAGUGGAGUGAUUGAAAUUAUCGUUCUGCCUGAGUCUGUUAAUUCAAUCUGCUUGGUUUAAUGAAGGAAGUAUUGAGAUGGAUGCUAGCAAACAAUUUGUCCAUGAAAAUCCGAGAAACAAGGCGAAUAUAUUCGCAAUUCUGCUCUGGACAUGGACCUUGAAAUUCUUCAAAACUGGUUAUAGAAAAGCAUUGGAGCCCUCGGAUCUCUUUGAUCCCCUACAAUCGGAUAAAUCUGGUAUACUUGGGGAUAGAUUAGAGAGGGAAUGGAUCAAAGAGCUAGAGAGAUGCAAGAGAAACAAGAAAAGCCCGAGCUUUCUCAGGACGAUACUUCGGUGCUUUCUGUGGGAGUAUUCUCUCCUCGGGCUUCUCCAAAUUUUCAAUGAAUUUUUUUUACGACUGGGCACCCCGAUGCUCCUGGGAGGACUUCUCCGCUACUUUCGAGCCGACGAGUCGACCCGCGUCUUCGACACAGCCCUGAUAUUCGCCGCCGGAAUAUGCGCGGCCACCGCCCUGAACGCAAUAACGAUAAACCAGUCGGUCUUCGGUGCUUUCCACAUCGGCGGAAGGAUCCGCAUAGCUGUGUGUUCAGUCGUCUACAGAAAAUCCCUCCGCCUGAGCAUAACAGCCCUAGGGGAAACAGCCCCAGGAAAGGUGGUCAACCUUGUAGCCAACGACGUAAAUCGCUUCGACGUAGUCUCAGUCUUCAUCCACUACAUGUGGUCAGCGCCCCUGUCCGCCAUCAUCAUCGGGUACUUCCUCUACGUCGAGGCCGGGUACGCGGGAGUCUUCGGAAUUGCCGUAGUGUUCAUAGUCGUUCCGAUUCAAUCCUACACCGGCAAGCUUUCUUCAAUCUUCCGCCUCCAGACAGCCAUAAAGACAGAUGAGCGAGUUCGCUUGAUGGACGAGAUUAUCUCCGGCGUUCAAGUGAUAAAGAUGUACGCCUGGGAGAAGCCAUUCUGCGCGAUGAUCGAGUUGGCGAGACGUCUCGAGCUCCGAGUUGUCCGCAAAAGCUCAUGGAUCCGGGGCGUCUUUAUGACAUUCAACCUCUUCACAACCCGAAUGGCUGUCUACUGUACGCUCAUCGGAAUGCUGUUCUUCGGCCAGCCCUUGACAGCGGAAAAAGUCUUCGUCUUCUCCUCGUACUUUGCCACUCUCUCCCAAACCAUGUCUGCCAUGUUCGUUCGAGGUGUCGCUGAGAUCGCCGAGUGCAUGGUUGCCGUCCGCCGUCUCCAGCACUUCCUCAUGUACGACGAAUUCCAAAUGCUGGAGAACCGAACAGUUUCGCCGGAGUCAGGUGCUCCUUCCAAAUCGUCCAAGCCAGACGUUCCUUUUAUCGACGACGAUAUCAUCCACGAAUCCCCGGUCAGGCAGAACGGUCUGGCGUUGGUGGCUAGCGAUCUGGUGAAGAACACCGCGAACUACGCAGCUAGCCAGAAUCAAGGGUCAAAGCCGAGUCACAUCGCUGUCUCCCUGAAGAAUCUGACCGCCAAGUGGGAGCCGCAAGAGCCUGAGAACAUCCUUCAAGAUGUGAACGCAGAUAUUGAAAAGGGGAAGUUGUACAUUGUGAUCGGUGCCGUGGGAUCUGGCAAGUCCUCCCUCAUAUCGGCCAUCUUGGGCGAGAUGUUCAUAGCUGAAGGUCGCGUUGACAUCAAAGGUGGGAUCAGCUACGCGAGUCAAGAGGCCUGGGUCUUCGGUUCUACGGUCCGCCAGAACAUAAUCUUCGGACAGCCUUACGAUCGCCAGAGGUACCAGAGGGUCGUCAAGGCCUGCGCCCUCCUGAGUGAUUUCAAGCAGUUCCCCCAGGGGGACCAGACAAUCGUCGGGGAGCGAGGAAGCUCGCUGUCAGGAGGCCAGAAAGCCAGGAUAAACCUUGCCAGAUCCGUCUACCGUCAGGCGGACGUUUACAUAUUCGACGAUCCUCUGAGUGCUGUUGACACUCACGUCGGAAAGCACCUCUUCGAGGAGUGCCUCCAGAGGUAUCUAGUUGGAAAGACGAGAAUCCUAGCGACUCACCAGCUACAGUUCAUCAAAGGGGCAGACGCGAUUCUCCUGUUGGAGCACGGAAAGCUAAUCAGAUUCAACAAUUACGUGGAUCUCUUAGCUGAGAGGCCGGUGUACGCUGGCCUCCUGGCGUCAGACUCGGCAUCAGAAACUGGGGACGACUCUUCAAUGGAGAGAUCAGGAAUGCGACGACAGGUGUCCACGGGCUCCACCAGAAGUCGAACCCCAGACAUGUCCGGAGGGGACACCGACGCCGAGGAUGAGGACGACGAUCCAGAGGCCGAGAAUGUUCUCGAGGGGACGUCCAAGGGGAUCAUCAAGGGGUCGAUCUACGGAAAGUACUUCAGAGCUGGGGGCAACUGGUGCUUCAUCCUCACGGUGGGAUUGUUCUUCCUCCUAGCUCAGUGCGUAGUCACCGUCAAUGAUAUCUUCUUCCCGAAAAUGGUGGACUUCGAAGAAAAUCGUCAUCAUGAAUUCGAGAUGGCCCGGUGGAAUGUGACAGGCAAUUCCACUGACUCCGAAUACCCGAUAUCGCCGGCUUACCCGUACGUCUACAUCUACACAGCGAUCGUCCUCUCGAUCUUCGUAAUCGGCAUCACGAGAUCGUUCUUGUUCUAUGGACUUGCGAUCGGUGCGUCGCAAAAGUUGCAUGACAGAGCGUUUGGCGCCCUCAUCAGAACCGGAAUGCGGUUCUUCGAUACGAACCCCAGCGGACGAAUCCUGAACAGAUUCUCCAAGGACAUGGGGGCCAUCGAUGAACUUCUACCGAAAGCUCAACUGGACGCCGGCCAGAUCAUCAUGAUGAUGUUCGGAGCGCUGGCUGUGGUGUGCUAUGUCAACCCCAUGUUCAUAGCUCCCCUGGUGGUCAUGUCGCUGAUAUUCUACUGGAUCCGCAAGAUCUACCUCAAGACCAGCAAGAAUAUAAAGCGCUUGGAAGGCAUGCUGCGGUCUCCGGUCUUCACGCACCUAAACGCAACUCUUCAUGGCUUGUCGACGAUCCGUGCGUACAAUGCGCAGGAGAUACUGAAGGUGGAGUUCGACAGAUUUCAGGACAGCCACAGUUCGGCCUGGUACAUGUUCAUAGUCACCAGCACAGCAUUUGGCUUCUCCCUCGACGUCUUCUGCUUCAUCUUCACGGCGAUUGUGACGUUUACGCUGCUGUUCCUCGAUGGAUACUCAGGAUCCCAGGUGGGUCUUGCUAUAACAACCGUCAUGUCGAUGACGGGGAUGAUCCAGUGGGGGAUGCGCCAGUCUGCUGAGGUCGCCAACCAGAUGAUGUCGGUGGAGCGAGUUCUUGAGUACACGCUAUUGCCACCUGAGGACAACCUCUGUGACAGGGGUCCCAUGGACCGGAAGAAGAGGACGAAGCGUGCUGACGCGGAGAUGGAGAAGUUGCCGGUUCCGGCGCCGAAGAAUUGGCCAAGUGAGGGGACUAUCAGGUUCAGAUACGUGUACAUGAGGUACGCUGACGAGGAUCCACCGGUAUUGAAGGGUCUGGAUCUGGUGAUCAAGUCGAAGGAGAAGGUGGGGAUUGUGGGGAGGACUGGGGCGGGGAAAUCCUCCCUGAUAUCCGCGCUGUUCAGGCUGGCCAGGGUUGAGGGGGUCAUUGAGAUCGAUGGGGUGGACACUGGGAGCAUAUGCUUGGAGGAUCUCAGGAAGAGAAUAUCGAUCAUUCCGCAGGAUCCCGUGCUCUUCUCUGGAACUUUGAGGAAGAAUCUGGAUCCUUUUAAUGAGUUCAGUGAUGAGGCACUUUGGGCUGUUCUCGAGGAAGUGGAGUUGAAGGAUGUGGCUGCCAGUGGGGUUCAUGGGUUGGAGAGCAGGGUCUUUGAUAGGGGGACUAAUUACAGCGCUGGGCAGAGGCAACUGGUUUGCCUCGCCAGGGCCAUUCUGAGGAACAAUAAAGUACUUAUGUUGGAUGAGGCGACGGCUAAUGUCGAUCCGCAUACUGACGCGCUUAUUCAGAGGACUAUUAGGACUAAGUUUGCGGAAUGUACGGUGUUGACGGUGGCCCAUCGGUUGAACACAAUCAUGGAUAGUGAUAAGGUUCUUGUCAUGAAUCAUGGGCGCUUGGCGGAGUAUGAUCAUCCGUAUAUUUUACUGCAGAAUGAACGGGGACAGUUUACGUCUCUCGUCAGGGAGACUGGUCGGGCUAUGCACGAUCAGUUGUUCAGGGUUGCUAAGAAGGCGUAUGAAGAGCGCUAUGGGGAGAGAUUGUGAGAGCACUAGGCACUGUCUCUAGGUAAUUGAAAUAAUCAUUCAGUGAUGAGGUGAUAAAACGUGAUAAUUUUGCGGAAACGUGGAAGAAACUCAAUUGUUUAGUUGUUUUGUCACGCCGUAUCAGAAUUAUCUCAGGUGUACUUACAUGCCCAAGGCCUUACACUUGUUAAUCAAGUAUUACUUCAAUAGUGCUUGAGAUUAAAUUUUUAUAAUCAAUGUACAAAUAACUGAAGUGGUAUAAUUCAACUGCAUUAUUCCAAUGCGCUUAAGUGAUUCAUCAGUUUCAAAUUUUUGAUAUUAAUUUUUUGAGCUUGACGUCUAUCUUCACCAAAGUCUUCACAUAAUCUGAUAGAGAAAUAUACUUUGUGGAUAUUUUUGUAUUAUACGACGGAUGGAGAGUAAGAUAACUGACCUGAUAGAUCGCAUGGGGAAAAGGAAAGAAUUUUCAAUUCAGUGACGAGACAAUUUUCUGGAGUUGAGAUUCCGCUGAAUAUCUGUUUUCUUUUCGCAACUGAAUUGUUCAAAUUCAUUCUCUACCGCAUGAAUAUAUUUUAUAUAAUUUUCGAGUGCAUUCGUGCGAUUCUGGAGAGGAAUACUUAAAGAAUAGACUUUAUAGUCAUGAUUCGUCAAUUAUUGUAAAUAAAUAGAUUGAGGGAAUAAUGUA